This is a messenger RNA of Oncorhynchus kisutch (coho salmon), 4313 nucleotides long. RefSeq names its product leucine zipper and CTNNBIP1 domain containing (gene lzic). Gene Ontology annotation, molecular function: beta-catenin binding. The transcript has 7 exons. The record is from RefSeq and is a predicted model, not a curated record. NCBI's taxonomy places the organism in Eukaryota, Metazoa, Chordata, Actinopteri, Salmoniformes, Salmonidae. The coding region runs from base 373 to 945 and encodes 190 amino acids.
ACCCACGGAAUAAGAGUCAAGUCUAGAUGGUAUUCAGCUUUUGUCAAAUGUACGUAAAUCAUUUUUUGUUGUUGCAUUUUAGCUAAUCCUAACAAUUUUCUAACUUUAACCAAAUUCUCCUAACCUUCGACAUUUAACAGGCUACGUAAUUUCUCAUAAACCGGCUACGAAAAGUCAAUUCUGACAAAUGCUGGAUCCCUUCUAUCCAUGACCACGAACAAGAGCUACGUUCACAACUCCCACACUCCCCAAUGUCUUUUGACAGUAUUUUGUAACACAUUUCAUGGAGAAGUAUUCAAAUAUAUGUUCACCUCUUCCCUAAAUUGAUUGUGUUGAGGCGAGUUAUAUUGUUCUAACGAUCAGGGUGGAAGCAUGGCUUCUCGUGGCAAAUCAGAAACUGGGAAACUAAAACAAAACAUGGAGGAGCAACUGGACAGAUUGAUGCAACAGCUCCAAGAUUUGGAAGAGUGCAGAGAAGACCUAGAAGAGGAGGAGUAUGAGGAGACCAAGAAGGAAACCCUGGAGCAGUUGAAUGAGUUCAAUGAGUCUCUGAAGAAGAUGGUGACAGGCAACAUGACACUGGUGGAUGAGCUUGGAGGAAUGCAACUGGCAAUCCAGGCUGCCAUCAGCCAAGCUUUCAAGACCCCCGAGGUGAUCCGAAUGUUUGCCAAGAAGCAACCGGGGCAGUUGAGAACCAGAUUAGCAGAGAUGGACCGUGAUGUCAUGGUGGGAAAACUUUCGAGGGAUGUGUACACUCAGCAGAAGGUGGAGAUCCUCACUGCCUUGAGAAAACUGGGCGAGAAGCUUACAGUCGAAGACGAGACUUUUCUGGCUGAAAAUGUGACCGCAACUCUCAGCCAAUUUGAAAAAAUCACUGCAGACCUCGGAUCAGAAGACAAGAUAAUGGCUUUAGCUAGUUCUGGUGUGGAGAAAACCAAGGUAUAAAGGGUAAUCAGGUGUUGUCCAAUGUCUGUGUUGUUGUUUAACAUCAAGUGUUUCCACCCAAUAACAGUGCCAUAAUAUUGAUAAUGUAAAUCAAUCAUGCACUUAGACCGUACUUGCUUUUAAAGAGUAAAGUUCAACUUUUGUACACAUUUUUUUUCUUUUUCUGAUGAUUGUAAAACUUGGUAUGCAUUUGGUACUAGAGUAUUUGAGUAGAGUAGUCUAUUUAUAAUUUGAACAGUUAGACAGUCCAUUGGUCAUCCUUUUUGUUAAGUGUGGCUCAGACUUUUUGAAGGCUUUAAAUUCAGUUUUCAUACAGAUUGUCUUCAUGGCUAAAUCAUUUUGUUUUAGCUCUUGGAUUGAAUUAUUUUUCCUGCAUAACAAAAUAAAUAAAUGAAUCAUUGCAGUGUUAAAUAUGCAACGCUGGGCUUAAAUGUGAUUGCAUAACACACCAACUUGAACCAGCUCUGAUUCUUAAUUGAGAGGAGCCCGAAAAUGUCAAUCUAAAGUCAGUUUACAGUGUAUAUGCAUCAUUUUGGAUGUGUAGUAUGUUUGACUACAAAAUACUUUCUAAAAAUGUAGUCAUAAGUGGUUUAAGUUUCUGAUUUUUGUAUUUCUAAUAUAAAGUUACAUUUCUCAAUCUUCGGUCUCAUUAAAUAUAGUAGUGUUGUGGUUAAAAACACAUUGCCAUUAUUCUAUACACUAGUUCUGUUCUUUCAGCACCAGGGGGCACCAUGAUCAAACAUUCCUAUUUAUAAGCAACACCAGUGCUCGGACUCCCCUGACAGUCUUAUAACUGAGUGGAUUUGAACUCGCGAAGCCGGUGGGGGAGGCAUGCCUUGCUCGAAUGGACCGGUAAUCUGCGCCGCUCGGUCAUAUUGUCAAGAAUGGAGCAUGGUGUAUUUAUUUUCCAUGAAAUGUAAGUUAGAAUUGAAAAAAAGUAUAAUAGGGAAGGCAGAAAGCAUUUAUAUCAAAAGUAAUCACUUUUGCAUGUAGAAUCCUACUCAUUACUCCACAUGGCUGAAGCGGCAGUCAUAGUUUCACAGAGUUCAAAAUUAGCCAGGCUGCAUCCUUUUCCAUGUGUACUUGCACACUUCCUCUUAUGUAGAACCAUUGUAUUGGUGUAAUCAUUGGCUAGAGAAUGUUUCCACCAUGCGGCGGUGUGCAAGUGCACACUUUAGUAAAAAGGCAAGGGCAGAUACAGCAGAUCUCAAGUACAGAGAAUGACACCAGUCUUAAUUAAGUGUGAACUCAUAAUAUAGAACAGAACAUAAUCCAGACACAUUUGUACUCUCUCAUCCUUUAUUUUGUUCACGAGCAAGCAUCAACUUCACUACAAUUUGCCUUUCAAUUGGUAGAAAAGUGAGAGCAGCCCCAACAAGCACAAAAGGAAGCGUUCAACAGUUCUGAAAACAUUGUCACCUUCCAUUUUUGAGCAAAGAUAAAAAAUAAACCAAAAAUGUUUGAGUGGUGUGGACUUGUGAAAACAGACAAUCCGAGAAUCAGUAGUAUACAUGUCCCCUCUCCCACUCAAAUCUCACAGUUCCACAUGUAAUAUACAGAAAAUUGUUGUUUUAUUAGAAGUGAUUCAUGCAACGUAAACACCCGUUGAAUCCCAAAGCUCAUAUGUCUGCUGGAUGGACAGCGACAUUCAUUCAAUUCAAUGGAAAGGAAAAUGUCCAAGGGGCUGAUCAAAAGUAUCACAGAACUUGACUUGAGGCCCAAGCUCCACUGACUGGCACAAACAGUUGUAAACUCUGGCCCCUUGGAAUGGUGGCUGUUCAGUAGUAUGUUUGAUUUGUACUUUUCAAUAAAUAAAAUGUUUAAAAGGGAGAUGAGAAUGUUAAAUUGACAAUGGACUGUGACAAAAUGAGCGUGAGAAAUUUGGAGAGAAUAAGAUUAUACUCUUGUUCUGGUGAAUUUCAUGCUGCCCUCAACAUCUUUGUCUGCAAAUCAGGCAAUAAUACACUGUUCAAAAUUACCGUUCACUAUACACAAAUAGGUAACUUUAUACCCACAUAUGCUGCCUAGAGCAUUUUAAUAUUGUACAUAUUUUUAGAAGUGGAUUUCCUCAAUAUGAUGAUUCAGUACAAUAUCUAUAGAGGAUACAAUAUGGUCCUACUUUCGCUACACAUAAACAUAGACACAUGACACCUAUGUAAAACAUUAACUUUUAAUAAAACUAGCAGUGGACUAUUAUUACUACAAAAUUAAAUAAAAUCACUUCCCCCAGCUCUGUAAGAAAUCUAGCAUUAAAUAGUUACAAAAUAAAAAGUUGCCACAACUAAAAGAGCGUAGAUGAGUGUUUUGUUAGUUGUGUUAAUGCGCUGUGAUCGGCAAAAGGCACUCCCAACUUGGGCCAGCUCGAACCUGACCCCCUUAUUGGGCCCUAGUCAUUUUGAAGGGGAGACUGUUCACCACAUUUCGACAGUUGACCAAAAAUAAUAAAUACAUUGGGCCUAACAGAAAUGUGAUUGAGCGACUCCAGACAUAUGGUUUUGCUCAAACCCUCAAAAGUUACUUGGAACGGUCUCCAAAAAAUUACUUUAUAUGAAACUUGCAAAGCAUAAAAAUGGUACACUUGUGUUACUUGAGCCAUUAUGUAUUUGGCCUCUAAAAAUAGAUUAACAUGCAAAGUAUAAGACUUCCUUUAUAAACCUUUCCAACUUUGUCAUGCCUCACCUUUACUCACUUUACUUUUAAGUUUGACUAAAAUUCCCAAAGUCAUGCCAUAAAACAUACUUAUGAAAGUUUUGCAGAAUGUACAUAAUUCAUUUGGAUUCCUAAAAUGGUGGAAUAACGUUAACCUGUUUGAGGGUUACAAAUCCUUUACCACAUGGGUUUUUUGAAGGUAUUGAGAUUAAUAAGCAGUGAUUUUUGAGAGGAAAUAUAGAGGUUAACAUCUGACAUCUUUUCAAUUAAUUGUAUAAGUUUUAUACUAAUACCAGAGGGAAAACAAGUUUACCAAAUGUAAACAAAUAUCUUAGAACAACUCUACAGUACAGUUCCAUGUACAAUAAAAUCUAGUGGUCUACUGCAAAAAAAACCAUUUAAUUUUAAAGAUUCAAACAAAGACCAAGAAGACUACAUUUUAAAGAGUUCUCAUAUCACAACAAUGUGUCAGCAGUCACGUAUUUAUUCGUAUUUGUUAUGACUUAUUUGAAGGUUUCAAUAUCCUUCAAAUAAGCAAAACAACUGCAGUGAGACUACGCUCAACUGUAAUGAGAAAACCGUUUAAAAAUGCAUCUAAUAUAUUAUUUCAGGUUAAAUAGCCAUGCCAUGAAAAAAAUCCUUAAAAAAUGUUUUUUUUGUAAUGAAGCAGACAAAAUGUUCUCGCAUUUAAUUUCUCUUCCAAAGAACGACAGCAGCCG